AUGCCCAAGAACAAGGGAAAGGGAGGCAAGAACCGUCGUCGCGGAAAGAACGACGUUGGCGACAAGCGCGAGCUCGUCCUCAAGGACGAAGGCCAAGAAUACGCUCAGGUGCUCAAGAUGCUUGGCAACGGUCGUUUGGAGGCACAGUGCUUCGACGGUGAGAAGCGUCUGGCGCACAUCCGCGGCAAGCUGCGCAAGAAGGUGUGGAUCAACCAGGGCGACAUCAUCCUCAUCUCGCUGCGCGACUUCCAGGACGGCAAGGCGGACGUCAUCCAGAAGUACAACGCAGACGAGGCACGUGCACUCAAGCAGCAGGGCGAGCUGCCCGAGUCGGCCAAGAUCAACGAGACCGACACCUUCGGCGAGGAGGAGGGCGGAGACGUAGAGUUCCAGGAGGGCUCCGACGACGACGACGAAGACUCGGAUGACGACGACGACCUCGACGACCUCUAG
Messenger RNA from Moesziomyces antarcticus, 453 nucleotides. RefSeq names its product translation initiation factor 1A. The record is from RefSeq and is a predicted model, not a curated record. Bases 1 to 453 code for a protein of 150 amino acids. The transcript is spliced from 2 exons. Gene Ontology annotation, cellular component: cytoplasm. Gene Ontology annotation, biological process: translational initiation. Gene Ontology annotation, molecular function: translation initiation factor activity; RNA binding. NCBI's taxonomy places the organism in Eukaryota, Fungi, Basidiomycota, Ustilaginomycetes, Ustilaginales, Ustilaginaceae.